This is a messenger RNA of Aplysia californica (California sea hare), 1553 nucleotides long. RefSeq lists its product as uncharacterized. Gene Ontology annotation, cellular component: peroxisome. The record is from RefSeq and is a predicted model, not a curated record. Lineage: Eukaryota; Metazoa; Mollusca; Gastropoda; Aplysiida; Aplysiidae.
UGUAAGUGCGCGUGUCAGUUCCCCUUCCUCCUGUGACAACGGCGACGACCAGUAGUCUAGUACAUCUACAUCUAGUUGUAAUCUGAAGGCAAGAUCUGAAACGACGAAAAUAAUCAUUGUUGUCCCGUCUACCGCUUCUGUUGAGUGGGUAGAGAGUGAGAGAGAGAGAGAGAUAGAGGGAGAGAGGGAGAUAGAGGGAGAGAGGGAGAGAGAGAGUCUCUCCGUGCUCAAAGCAAGAAAACGGAUCUAUUUUCUCCCCCAUUUGAUUUAAGCUUCUGGUGACUAAUAUCUCGCAAACUGCGACAUGUACUGUUUUGCGUUGUUUGGUGAGGUUAAUUCCUGGAGUUUUAUUGUUGCUACGGUUUUUUCAAGCGUUCAAAAGUGAACCGAUUUCCAGUGAAGGGCAUUGAUGGACUAAAAAAAAAGCAUAAUUAUCGCUUGGUCUAGAUCUUUACGUAUCAUGUAGUGUGUGUUUUCUUGCUGCAGGAAAGGACCCGGAAGUUCAAAGUCUUGCUUGGUGAGUUGUAUUUGUGACGACACGAUGGACUGGAAGCUGUAGAUUUACUUGGAUCUGUAGCCCUACAUGAUAUUAUGUGUGUGUUUGUCUGUGUGUGUGUCAGGUGUUCGAACCUUGAACAUUAAUUGCAAGACACGGACGGUUGCUUUGCUUUUCUCUUUCAACGAAGUGCCUGUAGUAUAGACCUACUGCAGUAGUGUGGGUUCUGAUUUCGUGGCUUUCACAAGCAGGAACAGCAACGUCGUCUUAACCCUGCACGAAUCAAUCUGACCUGCGGAGACAGAGAAUAUCUAGAUUAUUAUGUCUAGAUUUAGUGUGGAAAGAAAGUUUUGAUGCUUGUCCUAAAGCUUAAUCAAAUUUCUGAAGUUGUUUUUUUUUAGAAAGUUUGGAUGGUGAGUCGUGAGUUUCAGUCAAACUUAUUGAAGUUAUUCACAGAAACGUUUGUAACACUAUUAUUAAAAUUUGUGAAAAAUCACGCAUGGAUGGUGAACUGAAUUGAAACAGAAAAAGAUAAGAAAACUCAGAAAAACGCAAACAAACAAAUAGAGUUUAAAUGAAUUUUUUUAAAAAAGCAGAAACGCAAUAACCACUUUAAACGUGUAGUCUGAUUUUCUUUGUUGCCGGAACGAGCGAGAGUACGCGGCAUCUAGAUCGAGAUCUAGAUAUUAUUAUCUAGAUCUAUUCAAAGCCCACCCAGCAAAUUGGAUCUAUCUUCGGGCAGAAACAAAAUGUCGGCCAGAUCUAGUGCAGAAGUAGAGAGGAGCCCACAAGUGGUGUGUGGCGGGGCAGACGACGAGAGCUGUGACGUAGUGCUCAGACGGUCCCCCCGGAAGACCGCCGAGUCGUCGGUGCUCAGCUACCUCGAGAGAGAGAGGAGGGACGGGGAGAAGAGGGUCAAAUGGAGCCCGUCCACAGAAGUGAGAGAAAAGAUGAAGGAAUGCAGGAGGAGCCAGGUUUGGAACGCAAGCUUCGCGUGAUCAACGCAGCAACGACACGCUACACACUACUGCCAGCAUACACAGCCGCAGUCAAAAUA